CUAGUGCCCUCUUCUGCUCACUAGUGCCCCACCUUUCUUACUAGUGCUACAUUUCCUAUCUCCCUGCUUACCAGUGCCCAUUCUCCUGCUCACUAGCUCCUCCACCUCCUCAUUAGUUCUCUCUUCAUCUCUUUCACCACUUUAUACCCAUUAAUACCCCCUGCCUCACAAAUCACUAGUGCCCCCUCCUCCUCUAGUGUACCCCUGCCUCACUUCUCACUAGUGCCCCCUCCUCCUCUAGUGUACCCCUGCCUCACUUCUCACUAGUGCCCCCUCCUCCUCUAGUGUACCCCUGCCUCACUUCUCACUAGUGCCCCCUCCUCCUCUAGUGUACCCCUGCUUCACUUCUCACUAGUGCCCCCUCCUCCUCUAGUGUACCCCUGCCUCACUUCUCACUAGUGCCCCCUCCUCCUCUAGUGUACCCCUGCCUCACAAAUCACUAGUGCCCCCUCCUCCUCUAGUGUACCCCUACCUCACUUCUCACUAGUGCCCCCUCCUCCUCUAGUGUACCCCUGCCUCACUUCUCACUAGUGCCCCCUCCUCCUUUAGUGUACCCCUACCUCACUUCUCACUAGUGCCCCCUCCUCCUCCUAGUGUACCCCUGCCUCACUUCUCACUAGUGCCCCCUCCUCCUCUACUGUACCCCUGCCUCACUUCUCACUAGUGCCCCCUCCUCCUCUAGUGUAUCCCUGCCUCACUUCUCACUAGUGCCCCCUCCUCCUCCUAGUGUACCCCUGCCUCACAAAUCACUAGUGCCCCCUCCUCCUCUAGUGUACCCCUGCCUCACAAAUCACUAGUGCCCCCUCCUCUAGUGUACCCCUGCCUCACAAAUCACUAGUGCCCCCACACUCUACCCCCCCGGUACACAAUCGUGUCUUGGCGUUACCACUACUGAUCAGAGGGGCACCUUCAUCUCUCGCCUGCUGGCCAUGGCGUCCAAGUCUGGGAAGCUGUUUGAUCUGGAAGGGAGCUGCGUCCUGUGCUGUCAGGAGUUUGAUGUGUUCGCUCUAGGGAAGUGUGACCACCCCGUGUGCUACCGCUGCUCCACCAAGAUGCGGGUUCUGUGCGAGCAGAAGUACUGCGCCGUGUGCCGGGAAGAGCUGGACAAGGUGGUGUUUGUUAGAAAAGUUGCGCCCUUCUUAAGCAUCAACACCUCCCAGAUGCAAUGUGAGAUGAAACACGACAUCUACUUCAGUGAUAGCAAACUUUUCUCUCUCUUCAGGCGCUUGCUGCAGCAUGAAUGUCACCUGUGCCCUGACAUGAGACCCUUCCACGCCUUUGCUGACCUAGAACAGCACAUGAGGAAACAUCAUGAGCUCUUCUGCUGUAAACUCUGUCUGAAGCACCUGAAGAAUUUUACCUAUGAGCGGAAGUGGUAUUCACGGAGGGAUCUCGCCCGUCAUCGCAUUCAAGGCGACCCAGAAGACACAUCCCAUCGUGGCCAUCCUCUCUGCAAGUUCUGUGAUGAGCGUUACCUUGACAAUGAUGAGCUGCUGAAGCAUUUGCGCAGGGACCACUAUUUCUGCCACUUCUGUGACUCUGAUGGGGCUCAGGAAUACUACAGUGACUACUCCUUCCUGAGGGAGCACUUUCGCGAGAGUCACUUUCUGUGUGAGGAGGGGAGGUGCAGCACGGAGCAGUUUACACACGCCUUUCGGACUGAAAUUGACUACAAGGCACACAAAACCUCCUGCCAUAGCAAGAACCGCGCCGAAGCACGCCAGAACCGACAGAUCGAUCUUCAGUUCAGCUAUGCUCCAAGACAUAGUCAUAGUCAUAGUCGCAGAGCUGAGGGUGUAGUUGGAGGGGAAGAUUAUGAGGAGGUGGAUCGAUAUAACAGACAGGCAAGACCAGUAAGGGGGUUGGCACGUGGAGGUCAGCAGAACCGCAGGGGGAGCUGGAGGUAUAAAAGAGAAGAGGAAGAUCGAGAGAUUGCUGCUGCAGUGAGAGCGUCUGUAGCAGCCAGAAGACAAGAAGAAACUGGGAGAAAACAAGUCCUGGAAAAUGGCGAUGGCCCAAAAAGUAGGACGGAGGACUUUAGGGAUCCUGAGGAGGGACGCAAAGCAAAACCUAUCCCUAAAUCCUCUGGAGAUACCACAGGUCCAAAAGAAUUGGGUAUGACCUCAAACUCCUCCAACGGGGUAUUGAAGCCAGAAGACUUCCCAGCUUUUGGCUCUGCUGUGGCUGCACCAUUGAGUGCACCUAAACCAGCUCCUGUUAAAUCAGCUCCUGUUAAACUAAAGGAAGAGGAUUUUCCAAGUCUGUCGUCCACCUCGGGCUCCUCCUCAGCUUCCCCCUUCCCUGCUGGGCCAUCGUACACUUCUUCAGCAAGGUCUUCAAAAGCUUUCCAUGAAGAGGAUUUCCCAGCCUUGGUGUCCAAUAUAAAGCCCGGUAAACCACUAUCGGCCGUCACCUCUGCUUGGACAACUUCCUCUUCUAAAAGUUCCACAAAACCCUCUUCACCUACCAUAGCUGCUUCAAGCAAAGUAUCAAAGAAAGCCGCCCAGCCGAGUAUCUCAAAAGGUCCCUACAAGAAACUUCAGAGACCUCCUUCCCUCUCCGACGAUGAAGAUGACGGUACAGGGAUAACUGCGCAGGAAUUCCGCAAUGCUCCGACCAUGAUGGAUAUCUCUAAGCUGCUCACCACAUCUUCUUCCCAAACAAGUGGGAAAAGCAACAGAAAGAAGCGAGUGGGAUCAGAGCAUCCAAGCCAUUCAUCCCCAGGUCUUACUGUAGAGGACAGGUCGACGAGUUCUUCCCUCAAAGAGAAUGCCACAGAGAUUGAGCGCACCCCGACACCCCCUGCAACAUCAAUCCUCAGCGAUAAGUCAAACACAGUUGUUAAUGGUCUCAGUGAGAAAAAGGUGCCGGACAAAGGAAGUGGCUGUAAAGAUCCCCCUGGGCUGAAGACUUUGUCCUAUGCAGGUCCAAAGUACCCUGGACCAGAUGAGGAUUUUCCAGCAUUGGGGAACAGUAACUUGAUGAGGAUGCCACCACCAGGAUUUUGUCCCGUAGUGACUGCCGCACCUUUGCCACCUCCUCCAGGAUUGUCCUCAUCGGUUGGGAAGCCUCCUCCAGGAUUUACCAAUGUAUCAUCGGCGCCUCUCCCUGCACAGCCACCCGUCAAACCAGUGAAGGAGACUUACCUCAGACCUGAGAACUUCCAGCAAAGAAACAUCCACCUGAUCGACUCCAUCAAAGAUUACCUGCACAGCGACGAGUCCAAGUUCAAUGAAUUUAAGUCCUAUUCUGGCAAGUUCAGACAGGGAUUGAUAUCUGCCUCUGAGUAUUACAAAAGCUGCCAUCAACUUCUGGGCGAGAACUUCAGUCUGAUCUUCAACGAGCUCCUGGUGCUUCUUCCAGAUAACGCCAAACAGCAGGAGCUGCUGAGCGCCCACCAAGAGCUGCGACUAGAACAGAAACAAAGCUCCAACAAGUCCAAGAAGAGCAAGAAAGCCGCCUGGAAAACGGACUCCAGCUCCCCCGAACUGGACUACUCCACCUGCCCCUCCUGCAGCCAAGUGCUGGCCCCACAGGACAUUGCAUAUCACAAGGAGUUGCACCUCGAAGACAAUGACUUUCCCUCGCUCCAGGCCAUCAGCCGCAUCAUCAGUUAGGCCCUUGGAGAACAUACCCCAGGUUUUGGGUGUGCGCUCGAAAGGAAAGAGGGAAAAAAAUAAUUAAAUUAAAUCAAUAAUGCACCAAAAAAUACCAGUAAUAGUAAAAAGUGGAAAUGUGGGCAAAUCCGGGCGGCGUUAUGGCUGCCUGGCGAUUAUCAAAGUAAAUUAUUACGACGCUCGGUGAUGACGGUGCGGAGCGUGGCGGGCACGACGUUGGUGCUACCCUCUGAAGAGAACGACCAUCAAUCCCAGCCAGAGCUGAAUUGCUGCAAGUAGUGACCGCCAUGUCUAAUAGCACAAGGCGCGGUUUGCUUUUACGGUAUUAUUGCGGAGUCUUCCACGUGUCCGGGGGGGGGGGGGGGGGGGGGGGGCGGCCAUGUUUUGUUAUGUGUUUUCGUUCCUAAGUCUUGUUCUCAUUGGAUGAUCGUAGGCAGAUGCCGCUUUUGGGGCCGCCAUCCAAUGUUUUGCAUUCUGGAAACUGGCCUUGUGUGUUUAAAGGGACACAAAUCCUCAUGUCUGUAUUAUGUACAGUUAUUAAGGGGUGUUAAAAGUUAAUCUAUUACUCCCUGUUAUCAGCCAGCGCGAGCUGAGGUGGGGGGGUAGAACUGUAUUGUGCAUCAAUGAAUAAUCCAGGAUCAUCCAGUCUACAUGAUAGCAGAUCUUUAUAGCACCUUUACCGUAUAAGCCACAGAUAUUAGGAUUCAUUCUAGAAGAUAUAUAUAUAUUUUCCAUUUAUUUAUCCCCAGUUCUAUCAGUGUUUGUAUGGACAACCAUAGACAGGGGGCCAAGGGCGCUGCUAAGGAACUAUUCAUACAGCAAUAAAACAACUGGAUUGUAUAUGUGAACGUUAUGCAACAUGACCAUUCACUUACACAGUAUAUAAUCCAUAAGAAAGUUGAAACACUUUAUUUAUAUAUACACACACACACACAGUGGUCCCUCAACAUAAGAUGGUAAUCCGUUCCAAAUGGACCAUCGUUUGUUGAAACCAUCGUAUGUUGAGGGAUCCGUGCAAUGUAAAGUAUAGGACAGUGGUCUACAACCUGC
This is a messenger RNA of Hyla sarda, 4667 nucleotides long. RefSeq names its product zinc finger protein 598, E3 ubiquitin ligase (gene ZNF598). Bases 930 to 3617 code for a protein of 895 amino acids. The transcript is spliced from 12 exons. NCBI's taxonomy places the organism in Eukaryota, Metazoa, Chordata, Amphibia, Anura, Hylidae. Gene Ontology annotation, biological process: protein ubiquitination; rescue of stalled cytosolic ribosome. The record is from RefSeq and is a predicted model, not a curated record. Gene Ontology annotation, molecular function: ribosome binding; ubiquitin protein ligase activity.